Molecule: messenger RNA, 8334 nt
Organism: Perca fluviatilis (European perch)
Lineage: Eukaryota; Metazoa; Chordata; Actinopteri; Perciformes; Percidae
Gene: ccdc162
Exons: 45
Coding region: 1851-8015 (2054 amino acids)
Source: RefSeq, a predicted model, not a curated record
CAGAUCUGUCACAUCUACUCUCAGCACUCAGGGCGGAAAUUGAGGAGACUGGAUUUCCUCAAGGAGCAGUGACUUCCAGAUGUUACAGGUGUGGAAGCUUGGAUGAUGGUUGUGAUUACUUUGUGUGUCAGAUAGUGGUUGCAAUUGAUUCAGUGUUUGUUUUGAACUGUCUAGAUUGCCAGGCAGGUGGAACUUAAAGCUCCCCUCCACUCCAGUUUGACACUAAAAGGCUGUUUUUAUGUUCAUCUGCUGAAGGGAGAACGUUUCUUGGCACUCACCUUAAAUCUCAGUUUAAGUCCUGUUAGUACAAGAUUAUUUUGUGACUACUAAUUUAAAGGCCAGUUUGGUUAUUGAUUAGUCCAAUCCGUGUUCAAUACAAUAUGCAAUUUUUUACAAGUGUAGCAUUCUUAAUUGUAAUAAUAAUAAUACAUUUUAUUUGCCGGUGCCUUUCAAGACAUCAAAGGACAACAAAAAACAUUAUAAAAGCACAAUAAAUUGAUUAAUAGUAAAAUCAAGGUGACUAAUUAAAAACAUUGAAUUCAAUAAAAUUAAGGUGGACAUGGUGGAAGCUAUGUUGGGGUAUGCUAAUCUAAAUGCAUGUGUUUUAAGUUGUGAUUUGAAAUGAUCAAGAGUCCAGUUGAUGGAUGUAAGGUGUUUUUGUGGAAAACCCAUCAGACAAAUUAUUAUUCUAAGCAAAUUAUUUUUUAUAUGUCUGGAAACACGUCUGGACGUGAGCUUUAACAUCUGUUUUAAACUUUAUAUUGCCAGGUAAGUGGAACUUACAUUUUGAUUUAUUCUCAGUGAAAACUUGAUUUACAAAAUAUCUUUGAAGGUUCUCAGUUAUCCAGGGAAGGGUUAACAAGGGCAACUGGACAUUGUUAAAGGUGCUCCGAAGAAGGGUGUCUCCAAGACCAUAACGACUGUUGUUACAACAGCCGGGAGCACCAAGUCCAGUUGCCCUUGGGUUCAACCCUUCCCUGGAUGAUUUACAAACAAUAAUUACAAUUAAAUGUGGAUAAUUUGAAUAAUUUCAAAAUGGUUUAGGCAUAAGUUAUAAGUGUAAUCUGGCAAAUUCUCAUUCACAACACGUUUUUUGCCAUGUAGUAGUGAUUCUCUAGGGAUGCCAAUGUUGGUCAGUUGGUCCACUAUAUUUUUAAGACUAUUCAUUGGGUUGCCAUCAAAUUUUGAACAGACAUUCAUGGUCCUCAGGCGAUGAAUUCUAAUUACUUUGGACCGGUGAUUCACUCACCUUCUGUAGUGACAUUUGUAGCCUUGACUGAAAUAUCUGGAAGAAUAUUGGAUGGAUCGCCAUGAACUUUGCUACACAUAUUCACCAGAGGGUGAAUUGUAACAUCUUUGUUGGUUUCUUAACUUUUCAUCUAGCUCCAAUCAGUUAAACAUUUUCAUUUGUGUAAUACUUUGUUUAAUGACCAAAUACCAAAAAUAAUUAUAACAUCCACCUCAGCUGUGCUUUUUUGUUUAGUACUAAUUAGCAAAUGCUAGCAUGCUAACCUGCUCAAAAUAGUGCCGAUUUGAGCAGUCAGCACUGCUGUAGAGGUUUUGUUAAAGUAUUUUUUAAAGUGAGAACAUUUUUGAACAAAGGCCACUGUGGCCACUUUGAGGAUAAUGCUAAGACAUUAUCACUAGUAGGCUAAAAGCAGCACUGAUCCAGUAAAGUCACAUAGUCAGUCGCUAACAUUAGCUACCAGACAGAAGGCUGUAGUAGCAAAAAACCCAGUUCUGUUCCACCUCCAAAAGAUAUUUCCUUUUUCCGCCUGGAGAGGGAACAUGCACUGAGGAGCGAGCUUCAGGUUGCUGAAGCUUUGCCGGUUCAGUCUCAGGCUGACAUCAUGCAGAGAGAGCUGGAUAGUUGCUUGGGUUUAGAGUACACUCCUGACAGUCUGCCUCCACUACUGCACCAGUUCUACACCGACAGAUCAUAUCAUUUGGCUCAGAUCAAAUAUCUGCUCAUGCUGAGAUGGAGGAGAUUCUGUCGCCACACCAGCGUCAUUGAGAAGCUGUAUCCUCAUUACAAGGAUCAGGUGUCAUGUUUGACGAGUGAGUACGAGGACGCCGUUCAGAGAGCUCGCAGACUGUCAGCAUGCAGAGAGAAGAUCCUGACCGGCCGAGGAAACCCCGCCUCCCUGCUCACUCAGGACGAUGUGGUCAUUUACCUGCGCUGGCUGGUCUGCCAUCUGCACUCGGUUCAGACCAUUCACAACUUCCUCGGGGUGCUGCACUACAUACCAGCUUGUGAAAGAAAGGAUAAAGAACCACCAACAAAGGUUCCUGAGGAAACUUCACAUAAGGCUCAACAUGUUGAUGGUAUUUCAGGACUGGCUGAUACUGUCCCCCUGCACACUGUUCACCUGGAGGAGUUCCUACCUGAGCUGCAGUCUUUGAUCGCUCACUUCCACCUGUCCUACGACGCUCGUAAACUCCGGACCACCGCAGACGAGAUGGAGUUAUUCAGCACGGUGUGGAGGGAGUUCAGAACGAUUUUCAGACAACAAGAGCAGAUGAAAAGAUUUCCUCAGUACGAUGGCACGGAGGUAAAAGAGAGCCAGUGGGGAAGGAAGAGUGCGAGCCUGGCUCUGAGGAAGGAGGCCAACUGGAUCCCUUUCAUUCAGGUGAAGCCCAGACGGGAUCCGUGGCAGCAGAAGCUCGUCACAAAGCUGAAGGAAAAGAAAUCUGUGGAUGAGCUGCUGAAGAUGCACAGCAGGUUUCUUCAGGUCCCUGAUGUGCUCCACGUGGCCGCGGCUGUAAAGGAGCACGCCGCUCAUGUUGGCGACUCACAAUCUCCACCCACCUCGUCGGUCUCAAGCGGCAGUCAGAGCAGGCGACAAAAGAUCUCUGAGAUCUGGACGAGUAUUUACAGCGCUGCCUCUCUCACUCAGGAAACACGUGUUCAGUCAACCAGAUCUGGAGGCAGUGCAGGCCAUGAUAAGAAGAGUCUGAAGAGUCAAACCUCAAGCGCGACAAAUGAAAGGUACUCCUUCGAGGACAGCCUGCAGCUCCUGGGUCUGGAUGACCGUUUAGAGGAGGGAACCUCAGAUCCCAUCAUAACUAGAGGUGCUUACCUGUCUCUGGUUCACCUGCGUCAUCUCAAACUCAGACAGCUCCAGCGCAUCUCUCUUGGGUUGCUGAACUACCUGCGCUCUGUGGAGAGGACUUUGACCUUUGACCUGGCAGGUCUGCAGCUGGAGGAAGGAGAGCUGUGCAGCACAGCCGAGGAAACUGGCUGGAUGAAUGCAGCCAGAGGAGGAAGAGGGGAGAUGGAAGGUCUCGGCUCGCUCCAGUACAGCCACAACACUCCUGUUGACUGUAAGGUCCAUUGCUCAGAGUUCAUGGAGUUUGCAGAGGUGGAGAACCUUCACGAUUUCUACAGCGCAGAGGAGCGAUUGGUCCACACUCAGGAUCAGAGAGGGUUUUACAUUGUGUACGACGCUGCUCUGAAGGACCUGGAGGAGCUGGAGGACGAGCUGCUUCUAGUCGGCUCACGCUUCAUCCAGAGAGACAGGAUUAAGAAGAUGGGAAAUGCCUCGACAGCAGACAUCCACUCCUGGGCCGGAGCGGAUGUUGACCGUGUUGCAGUGCUGCUCGACUUGUGGACGUGUGAGACAGAGUUUUUGGAGAGCAAAGUGCAGCUCUUGAACUGCUACUUUGAGGCCUACCAGCAUGCAUCAGGGACAGAGGAGAGGUUUGCGUUGGCUGGAGUCAUUACUGACAUCAUGCACUGUCGGCCACAACUGGACCUGAACCAGGAUUACUUUGUUCAGGCCUACAGGGCUGAGAUAGGCUGCCUGCAGAGCCACCAGCAGCUGAUCAGAGACAUUUUGGACAAUCAGAUUGAAAAACAGCGGCAGUAUCUCCAACGCAUCUGGAGAGACAACGGCAAUGGCUGCGUUCAUGACUUUGGCCUCCCACCAAAAUACGUUCCCAAACAUCUGGUCUCACUUGGAGGCAGCAGCCCUGCACUGAUGAACACAUUCCUCCUGGAGGUUCAUCCAUCCCUCUGCCUGGCUUCUGCAGUCUACCAUGGUUUAGUUCAAGCUCACACAGAGCUCUGUCAGCUGCACCGAGCCGCCAGCGUCACUGACCAACUCCUCCUGCGACAGAAGCUCCUGCAGCAGGCCCUGCAGAGCUGGAACCACCUGGCUUCACCCGGAGCCUCCUACAGCUCUCAGAUACAGAAGGACUUGUUCUCAGGUGUGUUUUUUGAGGACCCAAUUUUGGUCCAAAAGGUGGGGCUGUUGUUAGUAAGAUCUGCAGAGGAGAAGGACAUGACGCAGGGAAAAGAGAAACAGUUGUAUGGAGUGGAAACUUUCUCCAAGCUGCUGGAGCUCGUCACCAUCCGCCAUCGUCUGCUGGAAUCGGCCUCAGAGACUGCACAUCUGGCACAGUUGUACAGAAACGUGGCGUCAGAGCUCGGCUUCGAUGAGUUCCACCUUUACCUGAGGCUGGUGCAGUUUGAGGUUGCUGCGCAGAAAGACAAAGCAGAGCAGAGGCCAGUUUUCAUCACAGCCAUACUGGAAGAUGACAGCUCUGUGGACAGGUUCACCCCGUCCCACCUGCAUCUGAGCAUCCAGGAACUGGACGAGAACCAGAUCGGGAGGUUCAGCUUCAGCUCAGAGGAGGCAGUUAUUCAUCUUAUGAACACACAAAGUAUAGAAAACCUGCAGGUGACUCUGGCCUGUCAGGUUGCACAGAAGAACGCAUUGAUAAGUGCUGUGAAGCUGGUUUGUGUUUGUCACUGGGCAGAGAGUGAGACGUCUUCAGCUCAGAGUGAAGUUGCCCUUUAUUCUGAUAAAGAUGUCAAAUUGGACUCCAAACCUGGAAGCGACACCAACAACCUGCAGGAAAAAUCUAACGUUUCACCCUCCAAAGGCUCAGCAAGACCUCCCACCACUCCCAAGGAGAGGCUGAUGGAAGCCUUUGUGUCCAUCCAGCUGGAAAAGGUUGGACUGCGUGACGAGAUGCUGAACUCAUUUGUGAAGAAGAAACAGGCCGUGGGGGGUCUUAUAAAAAGCCCAGAGGAAGCAGCGAAGAUCAAAAGGAGGCUCAUAAUCGACUUUCUCAAGAAAUUCAGCGCACAGAUAUCUCAGUAUUGUGUGAGAGCGCAGAUUGUGGCAUAUUAUUACAAUCUCACCAUCAUUUUGGACGACAUCCCCUCCAUCCGUCAGUCCCACUUCCUGAUUGGUCAAACCAGAGAGCCCAGAGUCAUUUUGGAUUCAGACGUUGGCCUUUGCUCUGACCCCAGGAGUUUUCAGCGUCGGCCGCUGCAGUUGUUGUCUGCAGAAGGCAAAUGUCUCCUCAACUUGUGGUACAUCCCCCACUUCUCGGAAGUGCUUCACAUGUUCAAAGAUGUUUUGGCGUGUUCAGCAGCUCUCCAUCACACUCUGCAGAUAGUUUCAGCUCUCCAUGACAUCAUUUAUUACCUGGUUAGUUUCUCCAGACUGGGAAACACAGAAGACCCCUGUAGCCGUAGGAGAGGACAGGAUAUGCAGGGCUCACUUGCAGCUGACUGGGGAGGCACUGAAGGCAUCGGAGCAGAGCUGCUGGAGAUCCAGAAUCAGGUCGACCGUCUGUCUGAUCCCAGCAGCCCAGAGUCUGUGGGCCGACUGCUGCAGCUGCGCAGGCACGUCGUCCUCCUGCAGUUUGACACCGCUGUGAGACACCUCAUCAGGGAGGUGUUCCUCUCCUCCGGUGACGUUUCCUCUUACCAGAGUGUUAGUGACAACAUGGCGACCGCCCUCCCCCCGUUGAGCGACAGUAUCCAGACGGACGUGUUCAGCCUCACGCUGCCUGUUCCUCCACCUUUAGAGACUCGAGGCUGUCAGGCUCAGGGAAUUUUUCCAUGGAGAAGUUUCAUAGCCUGUCAUGGAUUGUUCCCUCUGGAUGUUUGGGACGUUCCUCCCAUCGAAUACUGCAUGCAGCUGUGUCUGAGCGCUCUGAGCGAUCGCAGCAGACUGCAGGCUAACGCAGCAAUCCUCGGCGUGUCGCUGCUCAUGGAGGACGUCCUGAACAGUGGAAGAGAGGCCGAGCCUGUUCGUCUCCAUGGCAACCAGGAUGACCUUCUGAACGACGGAAAACCUGAUGAAGAAGCUGAAGAAGAAAAGAAGACGACUAGUGUGUCCCUUCUUCUUCAGGAUCCAAUCAGAGUCCAGUCUGUGCUGAAAGGUUUCCUCCUGCUCACCAAGCAGCUUCAGGUGUUCAAGGAGAGCUGGGCUCGAAGACGUUUGGGGCCUCAAACGUUGAGGACGCCCAGUUUCUAUCAGCAGUUUAUGAAACUCUACAGAGCUGAAAUCUUUUACCCCAGUAUGAGAGCUCUGGCUCAACAAAUGGGUAAGGCGCGGGACUAUGAGGUCUUAAUAUCUGGCAGCCAGUCUCUCUUGCCCCCGUCUGGAGCUUCAGAGGUUGAUGUGAAAGCCUGGCAGCUUCACAAACUGCUGGAGAGCACCGAGUGUGACAUGAUCAGAGCGGUGCAGAAGAAGAUUAACAGAGAGCUGACGCUGGUGGUUUCAGAGCGCACUCGAAAGGACACAGGCCUACCUACAGAGCUGUGGAAGAAAGCCCCGCUGAAGUACAGUUUGUCCCCCGAGCGGCCGCAGAUUGUGGAAACGUUCGUCCAGCAGCUGAUGGAGGGAGGUGAAGAGGUCGAGGGACAGCUGAGGGUCUCUCAGGAUCGCCUCCAGCUGUGUCUCACUCACCUUGGCUGUUCUCUGAUGGAGCGAGAGCGCCGCAGCUUUCUGCUUUACUCGCAGUUUUAUGAACAAAUCCUGCAGCAGGAGACUCGGCUCCUGUAUCAGCGAGAACAGGAUUUAAAGAAUCUUAAGGACUCUCAGAAGAGUGACUCUCACAAAGAGGGUGCUGUUGUCGUAUGUCGUGGGAUGAUGUUGGAGAUCUCGGCGCUGCAGGCGCAAGUCGCUCACCUGGAAGAAGAGAAGAGAACUCUGGAAGAGCAACUCAGUCUCAAAUUCAGAGAACGCUAUGACCCUUUAGUCCGACACCUCUUCUCUACCUGCAUCCAGCUAAAGGCCAGGCUGGAUGGGUACCAGCGGCAGAUGGAGCAAGAUGUGAGUGAGAUGGUGAGCAGAACAAGAAGCGAGGGAGUGCACCGAAUCAUCAAGCUCAAGAAGAAGUACAGCUGCACCAACGACAGUGAUGGACUCACACUCACACAGUCAAAGAGAGAAGACGUGGAUGAGUUGAGCCUGGAGAACAGCCGGCUGGCUGCUCUGCUCUGUAAACAGAAGGCUCUGAGCCGCUGGAGGCAGGCGCUCCACCAGGAGAAACUCCACCGACAGCUGCUUCAAACUCAGCAGAGGGAGGUCAGCUGUCGCAGCGCGGCCCUCCGAGUGAAGAUGACAUCAGAGGAGGAGGUGGUUGUCCUGCAGGAGGAGCUGGAGGCCGCCAGGAAGGUGUUGAGCCGCUGCCAGGCCGAGAGCAGCAGCGCCAGGAAGCUGCUCCGCAUGAAGACAGAGGAGCUCCAGGUGGCCAGGCAUCAGUCUGCACAGGAGGCCCGCAGCAGGCAGGAGCUGGACAGCUAUCGGGUGCAGAGCCUGGAACGAAUGCGAGCCGACAUGGAGGACAGAGAGAGACGGCUCAAGGUGUUCAGCGAGCAGCUGGACAGAGGCAGCCGGAUGAACCAGUUACAGCGACAACGCAGUGCCAAAGAGAUCCGACAGGUAAAGGGCCAGCUCCAACAGGAGCUCAGCCUCAAACAAGAAGCCUUUCAGCAAGUGGAUAAACUGCAGAGCCAGGUGAACGACAUGGAGGCAGCGUUCUCCAGAUGCACCUCUACACCAGGUCUACACAGGGCCAGUCAGCAGCAGUCUGCCUCGCAGCUUGGCAGCCUCACAAACUACGCAACACUUCAGAGCUUUGCUACAGCGCCACGGCACCAGAGAGCAGAAACAGCCAGGAGUCGCUCCAACACAAGAAUAGACCGGCCUAAAGCAGAUCCGUCUCACCUGCGUGUCCAAACUGCUGCGAGGCUGUUACCAGACCUGUGACAUUCUCCCUUGGGUGUUUUGUAAAGCAACACCAACUUGUUUAACAUGUUAGCUGCUGUUUGACAUGCAAAGUGCCUAUGCAGCAUGUUUGUGAACCAAGUUAUUUUCAAAGCUAAGACAUAACCCUCUGCCAGGGUUUGGCUAAUUUGUCAUUCAAAAAGGCAUUUUAUUAUCCAGUAAAUUUAAGUUCGCUUCAACACAGUGCAGCACCCUUAUGCUGUUUUGGCCCAUAUUUCAAUUCUAUGUAAAAUGGAGUAAUGAUACAAUAAUUUCUGUCAAGUGAAAAUGAAAUGUCUUAAUAAAACACUGUAUUGUGUUA